GUCGUUGCGCAGUAAGGACUCUGGAAACAGCAGUUUACCUCGUGUUCGGCGCGUUUGUAAAAACUUUCGCGAAUCGACGCGUAAUGGGUCUAUAGCCGGUCUCGAUUUUCCGGAAAAGCGAGCUGUAUAAAUCGCUGCGCCUGCAAGAGAGGACACCGCUCCGAGGUGGGGGGAAAAGUUACAACGCGCGUGAGCGAGAAAGAGAGGGAGCGAGUCUUGACAUUGUGACGGCCAUUUUGCCGUGGUCGUUCUCGCGAGUUAGCAGCAUAGCAGCAGCCGCGAUUCCGAGAGCAUCGUUCACUCGCGAGUCGCAGCCAGGACGACGAGCAUCGCCGCUCUAUAUACAGAGUUGUACACAGAUAUACGUACACGUAUACACGGAGAGAGAGUUCGGUUCCAGUAUCUGGAAGAGAAGUUUAUAUCAGCCUAAAACGAUUUUGCGUGCACAUCGAUAAUAGAGAAGUUGGAGACACUGAAUCUGCUUCAAAAUGAUGACUGAAACACACAUGAACACCAACCACGUGUUAAGUUCAGGUCUGGGUUUGAAAACAGAUCUAGAAAAAAUGGAUGACUCUGGUUGGAAGUCCAAGCUCAAAAUCCCACCAAAGGAUAGACGUAUCAAGACAAGCGAUGUCACAGAUACUCGAGGCAACGAAUUCGAAGAGUUUUGUCUGAAACGCGAACUUCUAAUGGGAAUUUUUGAGAAAGGUUGGGAGAAGCCCUCACCUAUCCAGGAGGCCAGUAUUCCCAUUGCACUUUCCGGCAAAGACGUUUUGGCACGUGCCAAAAAUGGAACAGGCAAAACUGGAGCAUACUCGAUUCCUGUUCUUGAACAGGUUGACCCGAAAAAAGACGUUAUUCAAGCGUUGAUUAUUGUGCCUACCCGAGAGUUGGCACUGCAAACGUCACAAAUUCUGAUUGAGCUUGCAAAGCACAUGGACAUAAAAGUAAUGGUUACCACUGGUGGUACUAACUUGCGCGAUGAUAUCAUGAGGAUUUAUCAGAAAGUGCAAGUUAUAAUCGCAACACCAGGAAGAAUUCUUGAUCUCAUGGAUAAAAAUGUUGCCAAUAUGGAUCAUUGUAGAAUUUUGGUUUUGGAUGAGGCAGACAAGCUUCUUUCACAAGAUUUCAAAGGAAUGUUGGAUCAUGUAAUUUCCAGACUACCACAUGAACGUCAAAUCUUGCUGUAUUCAGCAACUUUCCCAUUGACGGUGAAACAAUUCAUGGAAAAGCACUUGAGAGAUCCAUAUGAAAUCAACUUGAUGGAAGAGCUUACACUGAAAGGUGUGACACAGUACUAUGCUUUUGUCCAGGAACGCCAGAAGGUCCACUGCCUUAACACACUUUUUUCCAAGCUACAAAUAAAUCAAAGCAUUAUCUUCUGCAACACAACGCAGCGCGUUGAGUUAUUGGCAAAGAAAAUCACAGAUCUGGGAUACUGCUGUUAUUAUAUCCACGCUAAAAUGGCUCAAGCACACAGAAAUCGCGUAUUCCACGACUUCCGUGCUGGACUUUGCCGAAAUUUGGUAUGCAGCGACUUGUUCACACGUGGUAUUGACGUUCAGGCUGUGAACGUUGUUAUCAACUUCGACUUCCCUAAGAUGGCAGAAACAUAUUUGCAUCGUAUUGGUCGUUCAGGAAGGUUCGGUCAUUUAGGUAUCGCAAUCAACCUAAUUACAUACGAGGAUCGCUUCAACCUUCAUCGUAUCGAGCAGGAGCUUGGAACUGAAAUCAAGCCUAUUCCAAAGGUGAUAGAUCCGAGUCUGUAUGUAGCAAGACCAGAUGACAAUAAUAGCUUGGAGGAUAGCAGCAACGUGUCUAAGUAGUUCCAAAACGCAAUCACUGUCGAGGUUCAUAAUCGCUCAAAGCAAAUGUAAAAGUGUGUUAAGUGAUUGUGACUGAACAAACAGAAAAACCAUAACGGCACGCAUGAUAGUGUGCACUGAACUUUUUUUUUGAAAAAAGUGAGAAAAACGUUUCGUGUUACUUAAGUCUGAGGGAUAGUCGAAAAGGGUAAAAAUCGCGUGUUUUUGGGAGUGUAAAGCUGAAAAACAUAAAAGACAAUGUCUGUCAGUGCUACAAAAUACAAACUUUGAAUAGGCAAUUUGCGUAGAAAAAGGAAAUGCAAAAUCAUGGAGAACAAUUAUAGUCGUAAUGAGCAAAGAAAAAGUUACUUGUAAAUAAGGUAUUACUGAGCAUGAAAAUAAUCAUUCGCUUUGCACUUGGUAAACUCAGUGAUUGAAGUGAUUGGAGUGCCAGUGCGAGUCAUUCUUUGUAUAUAAAUACAUUUAAAUGUACAUAUACUGAUGUAGCGCAAAGUCAAGCCAUCGUCUUACUAAAAGUAUCGUAACGGUGUGAACAGAGAGAAAGUAGAGAAAAAAAUACUAAAAAAACGUCAUCGAUUGCUACAUUAACAAGAGUGUAAAUAUAAUGUGUCGGAGAGUAUUUCAUGCCAUUUUAACAUCGAUUUUUUAUACAUUCAAACAUAGCUUUGAUCUUUGUGUUUAUACGAUAAUACGAGAUAUAUUGAAAAUAACGCGCGAAAGUGAGAGAUCAAGCAUCAAUUGUCAAUAAUUAAUGUCAAUCCACACAUAAGCGAUAUUUUACGCUCUAGCAUUACAAAAUCAUAAGUUAUUUGUAGAGUGAAAAAAAAUUGUACCCGUGCGAUAGUCGUCGCGCGAUCGUGGCUUGACUUUGCUCCGCUUUCAUACUGUCAAAACAACUCUGAAAUUCAAUCGUUUUUCUUUCUCUUGAGAAAGCAAAUCACAAGCUCAAUCGCAAAAUGAAAGAUGAAAGUUUAUUUUCCGGAAAACACCAAUAACUCAAUUUUUUUCUUUUUUUUUUAAUUUAGAUAUUGAUAUACUAACGGAUUUUUAUAAUAGUGUGAUUGAGUGUCAGAGGUUGUAAAAUUGACUAGUUUUAUACAAUUAUUUUUAUAAAGUAAACUGGCUGGUGGGUAUAUCUUUUUUUCCGUCGUAAAUCGCAUCGGGAGGUCCUACGUUCGCGUAAGUACGCAUCGUAUUUAUACAUACACAAUAACAUUAAGUUCCAUAGCGCGGUACUUUUAUCAGUGAGAAAGAGUGAGAGUGGCGAAGGAACUCUUGCCCGCAUUCAUAUAAGAAAGUACACAUAUGCAUAUUCACGUUUACGCGAAACGUCGCAGUAAGAUGAUGAGAGACAGAAAUAUAUUUGUUGAUGUUAUGAAUUCAUUUGUUAAAAAUAUAAGACUAACUAUUUGUUUUAUGACCGUUACAAAAUCUUUUGUUAUUUUGAUAAAUGCAAGUGCUGAAAAAAUGAACACGAACGAAACGCUCUAUAGCGAAGCAAAGUAUAGGCGGACUUUAUAAACGUCGCAAAUAGUUCAUCUGAUUUUUACUAGGUGAAUUUAUAAAAUUGACCGACAAUUUUUCUGUAGCACUAAGAAACAACCAUUAAUUCGACUACAGGCACGUAGGACCUUGCGAUUUUUAAAUUAUACAUUGUAUAUGAAAUACAAAAACCACAAAAGGCCAUUUUUGCGCAUCGUGCUGAUUCGUAUGAACGAACCAAUAUUCCAAUCUUUACGAUUUUACAAAAGUGAACACACGCGGGAGGAAAGAAUUACCUAAACUCUUUUCGACAGACUAUCAUAAAAUAACCGGCGCCACCAGCCAUAAUGACCUAGAUUUACGCGAGAGAGAAAUAAAGAAAGAGAGAGAGAACAAGAGGGAGAGAAACCAGCAAAAUAUUGCGCGUUUAAAGAAGCCCGUCAACAAUCUUCUCUUUUUCUUUUUUCUUUUGGUUUUCUUCGUUUUGCGUCGAGAGUUUUUCGCUCGGCGCGAAAUUCUUUCCUACUAUUAAGCGGAUAUGUGCGUGCGACGGAGGAACGGUUUCGAAUGCUUUUACGAUUGUAAUGUGAUUAGCGAACGCGAACAUUGUCAUUUGAACGGAAAAACAGGCGGUAUAUGAUGAAGUGAUGGAGAAAAACUGUUGGGGCUGGGAGGGGAAAGAAAUAAAUCCACAAAGUCCAAAAGACCGAAUCGAGGAAUUGAGACUUGAAAAAACGUGUGAUAUAUAUAUUCGAUGUACAGACGGAAGAUGAAGUUUAAUAGGAAAAAAAAAGAUAAAUUCCCGAAGUGGAUUGAUGAGAUCACAAGUGCACAAAGACAAAUGGGGACACAAUUAACAAAAAAAAAAAAAAUUUUACCGAGACUUACCGUUGUGUAAGCCUUGGCUACAUCUGUCUGUGUCUUGUAGACGAGCAUUUGCAAACGAGAGUCGAAAAAAAAUUAAGCUACGACUAAGACAGAUGUUUCUUGUUUUCGUUUUUUAGUUGUUUUCAUGCGCAAAGCAAUUUGAUCGAUUUCUUGUAAAUAUAUUGAUAAAUAACGAUAACGAUUAAAGAUACACAUGCUCACACGUACACCAACACUCCAAACAGACACGCAUACACGCUUACAUACACAUACAUUCGGCAGGCCCAAAUCUCGGGCAUCGCCGGAGCAAAGACUGUAUAAAUAUAUAUAAAUAUAUACGAUUAUGAGACUAAACGCAUUCAAAACCGUUCGUCGAUCGGCGUCAGUCCUCCCGUCUCUGCGAGACUUCUCUCCGAGUUUCUCUAGAGUGCGAGAUUCUUGUGAAUAUCGAAACAUUGACGUUUCGAGCAAAAAUUGUAAUAGCGAUAUUCCACCGUCACAUUAGUAGCGCUUACGAUUCCGCCAACAAAUAAAAAUGUAUAAGCUACGUAUUCUUGUCGAGCGUCAAAGUCAGCAAGCGAAUCUGAACUCCGAAUCAGCUGUCCUGAAGAAAGAAAACUGUAAGCGAGAUCGAUCGGACCCUCGUCCGCUUGCCGUCUUCGACGCUGCUCUUUGAGAAACCUCGAGAACGCGACCAUCAUCCGACGUUGAUCUGCUCGCGGGAUGCCUCCGCCUAAAAGAAAAAUCUCCCGAUCGACGGGAGAGAAAUCGUGGAGCAGAGUAAACCCUUCCGAGAUCGAGCACAACGCACGGGAAGUUCUCUAGCGCGAGCUAAUGCGGAAUUCCUAGGAAUCUGUAGCGCGGCGACUCGACGAGAGAUCGUCGCCGCGGUGAGAGUAAGAGCGCAAGGGAAACUUUGCAAACUAUGUAUCGGCCGAACGAUUGUAUGCGUGAAAACGGAGUGAAAGAAUGAAUCGAUUUUGUACAUGCGGUGAGUGAGGGCGAAAUCGAAAGUGCGUGACAGAGAUGCGUACUAAGAGAUUCUUCAUCUUGACAAAGAAGCUCUUUGUACUUUCAAGUACAUGGCUUGGAGCAUAAUAAUGAUAACUCAUUGAAGAGAGUGAAACACUCUUUGUACACAUCUUGCCAUGCACUUUGAAUUUGCGCCAGGAAUCUUCAGCGGAUUCCUUGCGCGCCAACUCCUUUUCUUUUCUUUUCUUUUCGUUUCCCCGAGUAUAUCGAACGUAUUAGCUCUAUCUUCCUCUGAUAAUUUUCGUAGCCCAGACCCCCCCCCUCCCACCGAUUGAUUUGUUUGCGCCUCGUAGUUUGUAAAUUUUCGUUAAUUUCUUUCCGACAGUGAAGAUUAUGUGAUAUCGCUGCAGACCGUUAACAGCGAUACCUUCAUUACGAAUAGAUGUAUGUGAGAAGCAGGCGUGCGUAAGAUUUCUGUUGCUCGCAAAUUACAGCGCGGGUGGUUGUGAAAUAUAAAAAGAGACGUAGAUGCUAGAGUCGAUUUUCUCAAUUGCGAAUGGCGAUACGUCAUUGUUCGUACACCGAUACGAUUUUGACGAUAUUUUGUAUAAAAAUUUUCGAGAUUCAUGACCACCACUGGGUCGCUCAACAUCCCUGGGUCUCUAGUAACCCACUCGCGCUGAACAUAAAGAAGCGGCAACAGUCUCUUCGCGAUAAUGCAUUGCACAGCGAUGCGGUGUUGUGAAGCGAAGUCUCACGAUUGAUCCACUCGUCGUUACGAUUUUUCUCGGUGAUAGUCUCGACGAUCGAACGAAACAUUAAUAACGAAUGUGACGCGUCGAGAGAGUCGAAAGCGACGAGGGGUAUUGUUCGCAAGGCGCCGCUAAUUAUUUCCGAGAGGCAAAGAAAGAAAUCCGUAUAACGACGUCGCGCGCGCGCGUUGUCUGUGCGUGUCUCUUGGAAACAGAAUAUGAUGUAACAAACAAGGUUGUAAUGUAUGAGCACGACGAUCGAGAUUGGGCAAUUUCUGGCAAAGCGGUCGUUACGCGUUGAGAGCCGAACACCGGCUUCUGGAUUGUGUGAGGAGCCUCGUGCGACAUCUGAGGAGGCUCCGAUGAAACAAAAAAAAAACAAAAAAAUACGUAGAUUAACUGUCCAGCUCGUACGAAUGGAAGAGUUUUUUUCGUACGCUUGGAAGAGUGAAGCCCCGAGACUUGAAAUGUUAGUGAGAAAUGAAGGUUCCCAGAGUCACGCGAGGAUUUUGUAGAAUGAAGGUGUUGUACGGGGUCUUCACUCUUUCGCGUUAUUUUAUUUUCAAGUCGUACGAAACGUUUCAGAAGCGCGUUCUGAGUGUGAUAUUUAAGCUGUUGCAUUGAAGUAUCCGUACUUUUAGUUUGAAACAGUUUUUUUAUAGUGGUUGUAAAAUCUAGCCGCUUGAGAUACACUCUGAACUCGCACUUUUUGCGUUUCGCGACAAGCUAUAAUGAUAUCAAUGAACAAGAAAAAAAAAACAAAAAAAGUUACAAAAAAAAGUGAAAAAAACGUCAGUUGUUUAAGCAAAAAAUGUACGAUAGUUUCAAAAUUUAGAAUUCUUACUGCCGGCAGUCCAAACAUUUUCCGUUUUACAAGUAUGAGGAAUGAAUUUAAUUGUACAAGAUCGCACAAGUCUAAGCUAUCUGUAUGAUUCUUUUCGAUCGACCACGCUAUUUAAAAACGAUUGUAUUUUUUGAAAUAUCGACGAAUGUAUCAAGUACUAGGAAAAAAGUUUUUCGUUGUACGCACCAUUUGGUGAAAAGUAACUUUCGGAAGAAAAGUAAAAAAAAAACAUUGUAAAAGGAAACAAAAUUUUUUGAGAAUCACGAACUUGAUUAAUUUGUGACGAAUCGAGAUUUCCGUGCAAUUAUUGGUUUCCUGUGCCACACUGGCCCGCGAAGUCUGUUAAAACGAAACAAUUGUAAAAGCAAAUGAAUUCAAUAAAGCUUACACGGCGAGUGUAAGAGAAGGAAAAUUUAUAAAAUCUAUGAGCCUGCGUCUAUUAGCCUAAAAGAUAAUAUCCGACUUUGAGCGAAAUUGAAAGAAUGUCUUACUUUUAAUUUUAACCAUUGCAUUUCCAACUGACGCAGAGUGCAGUAAUAAAGAUGAUUACUGAUGAAAAUAAAAUUUAUGAAAAAAGUGUAAAAAAAGCAAAAAAAGGAUAUACAUUAGGACACAAUAAUUCGAUGUUUUUGACCUAUACCGUAUGUUAGUUUUCAAAAUUGUACAGGCGAACUCAGGCGUCAACCGCGUUCUUCGAGAAAAAAAAGUAACAAAGAUCCGACACAAAAAUUGUAACGAAAAAUCCAAAAACUCUUUUUUUACUACAUUUGCGCCAAAUUGUUUGCCUGAGUACGUCCAGAGCAUGUUAAAAUUUUAAUUUUUUUGUCGAAAAAAAUUCCAAGACAGAAAUAGAAAGGUUUUUGUUCCUCAAUAAAAACAAUCAGAUCAACACUUCAA
Molecule: messenger RNA, 7640 nt
Organism: Nasonia vitripennis (jewel wasp)
Lineage: Eukaryota; Metazoa; Arthropoda; Insecta; Hymenoptera; Pteromalidae
Gene: me31B
Product: ATP-dependent RNA helicase me31b
Exons: 8
Coding region: 489-1826 (445 amino acids)
Biological process (GO): P-body assembly; cytoplasmic stress granule assembly
Cellular component (GO): cytoplasmic stress granule; P-body
Molecular function (GO): mRNA binding; RNA helicase activity; ATP binding
Source: RefSeq, a predicted model, not a curated record